AUGAAUAGAAAAUCAACUAUGUCGAGGCCGGUGUUCUUCCCCGACGAUCUCAUCGUCGAGAUCAUUUCAUUACUUGCUGUAAAACCUCUUGUUCGAUUCAAAUGUGUAAGUAAUUCUUGGAACACUCUCAUUUCCGAUCCUAGUUUUGAGAAAUUCCAUCUCAAGAGAACAACGAGAUCAGGAAAUACACACUUCACACUAAUCACUCAGCACCUCACACCCAUCGAGGGAGAAAGAAGUUACCACGGUGAUUGGAGUAUCAUUCCAUACCCUAUAACUCGUUUAUUUCAUAACCCCUCGUCCACCAUUGUCACUGAUUCUUCUCAUUAUUUUUUAACCGAUUGGGAUUACCCUGGCUCUCGCUUCAUUGGUUCCUGCAAUGGAUUACUCUGUUUGCUUUAUCUUGAUUACUCUUACACCCAUGAUACUUACUGGUUCCGAUUAUGGAACCCAGCCACUAGAAAAAUAUCUCAACAAUUUGGAUAUUCUCAUCAUUCCAGAUCAGGCUUUACCUUCAAAUUUGCCUGUGAUGAUUCCACAUGCACUUUUAAAGUCGUUGCGUACAGCUUCGUCCAGGGUCGAUAUACAAGCCAGGUGAAAGUUUUUACUAUUGCUGAUAAUGUUUGGAAAAAUAUUGAUAGUUUUCCCAUUGUUCCUCUUGCUUUUGAAUAUCAACGUUGGAGGAGUAUUUGGUCGGAUGGUUGUGUGUUUUUAAAUAGUACUCUUAAUUGGUUGGCUAUUCACAAGGACAUCCAGAAGGACCUCCACAACGAGUACGCACCGAACUUCCACAGCAAUUGGGCUUCUCUUAUAAGGGACAUUACUCUUGACGACCUUGUUAUUGUUUCACUUCAUCUGGGGUCGGAGACAUACAAUCGAUUUCUAUUGCCUAAGGGUUUUGAUGAGCUGCCACCUGUAGAGCCAACCAUUAGUGUGUUGGGGGAAUGGCUUUGUUUUUCUUAUUUUCACAAGGGAACCGAUAUGGUUAUAUGGAAGAUGGAGAAAUUUGGAAUUCAAGAGUCUUGGAUUCAAUUUCUUAAAAUUAGCUAUCACGUUCUUCGCUUAUACUAUGACUUCAGUUACAAUCGUCUUCAAUUAUUGCCAUUGUUUCUUUCUAAGGAUGGUGAUUCAUUAAUAUUGUGCCGUACUACUUGUGAUGAAGGGGAAGCAAUUAUUUAUAAUUGGAAAGAUAAUAGUGCGCAGCGAAUAGAAGUUAAUGUGCACAAAACUAUUAUUGAUGAUAAAAAUCGCAAUUAUUUAUACAUGCGUUUUGCCAAUGGUUAUGUUGAAAGCUUAAUUUCGAUGAAACAUUCUAAGCUGCUGGUUGAAGAAACUGUCAAGAAUCACUCUACAUGCUUUAUUCGUGGGCUGAAAAGAAAACAAUAG
This is a messenger RNA of Vicia faba (fava bean), 1386 nucleotides long. The record is from the annotation of a GenBank genome assembly. NCBI's taxonomy places the organism in Eukaryota, Viridiplantae, Streptophyta, Magnoliopsida, Fabales, Fabaceae.